Messenger RNA from Talaromyces amestolkiae, 867 nucleotides. RefSeq lists its product as uncharacterized. The coding region runs from base 1 to 867 and encodes 288 amino acids. Lineage: Eukaryota; Fungi; Ascomycota; Eurotiomycetes; Eurotiales; Trichocomaceae. The record is from RefSeq and is a predicted model, not a curated record. The transcript has a single exon.
AUGUUCAAACGACCAUUAGUACUCUUAUCGAGCGCAAAGCCGUGCCUCAAAACGCCAGUCUUCCAACCCUCUCGGCACUUUACAUCUCAAGCUCCUCGCCUAGCCAAAUCCUCUGCGCGACAAGCCUCCAAAGCGCAACCAAACACAAAACCAGCAAGCAAAAAGCCAGCGAGCCAGCAACCACCUCGCAAGAAUAUCACAGAUAUUAGAUUCAUUGGUCGUAAAUCAGCGAGCUACGCAGAGAUAGACCGCAAAGUAGCCCAAAAGGGCGAAGUCGUCCUUUUCAAAUCCUCAUCACAACGGUCCUACAUUACCGGCGCAUACGGUAUCGCCGCAUUCGCAUUCGGAUAUGCCGUUAUCAAUUCCUCGCUCGACUACCAGGAUACUCGAGCCAAUCUAGCGUAUUGGCAGAAAAGCCUCAAUAUCGGUGUAUGCAUCGUGAUGAGCGUUAUGGGCACAGUCUUCAUAUCGAGGACAUCAAGGCUUGUCCGGGAUAUAACAGCGGUGGAUAUCAAAGGCAAGACUUUUCUAAGAGUCAGAGUGCGCUCGAUGACACCCUUUCGAAGACCGUAUACAGUCACCGUUGCGCCGAAUCAGAUGCUUUUCCACGAACGACUAGUCGCGGGCUCUCCUAUGCCUCAAGCCAAAGACCUCAAGAUCUCAUUUUUGAAGAAUCCAUUGAAAGCGAUCAAUUUCAGUCUUUUCAAGACUUUUAUAUCUAUUCGUCGAAUUUUUACGCAGGAGGAUUUCAUUAUGAUGGAGAUGCAAGGGCAAAAGGGUGCUUAUCGGGUGGGCAUUGAUGGCUAUGUUUCUGAUGAUUUGCUUGCCCUCGCCAGUCCCACCGGACAGCCUGUUGGACAACGAUGA